Messenger RNA from Zea mays, 1529 nucleotides. RefSeq names its product transcription factor BHLH089. The record is from RefSeq and is a predicted model, not a curated record. Lineage: Eukaryota; Viridiplantae; Streptophyta; Magnoliopsida; Poales; Poaceae. Gene Ontology annotation, biological process: regulation of DNA-templated transcription. The transcript has 4 exons. Gene Ontology annotation, molecular function: DNA-binding transcription factor activity; protein dimerization activity. The coding region runs from base 212 to 1192 and encodes 326 amino acids.
GACCUGCUAGCUAAGCUAGCUAGCUUCUUCACAAUACUCUCAAACUCGAUCUAUAUAAGUGGCUGCCGGCCGGCCUACACGUUUCAUGCAUAGCUAACACGAUCUAGGCAUCCCAGCUAGCUACCAAGAACGGAAACCCUAGCUAGCUGUUUACUCCAUGCAUGUCCAUCUCCUAAACACGAUCGCACUGCUCUCAAUUAUUAGCUAGUAGAUGGCACAGGCGAGCAAGCGCAGUGCGUUUCUCCGGCCAGUGAUGUACGACGACGACGAACCUUCGUCCAUCUCCAUGUCCCUCGAGCUAUUCGGCUACCACAACGGCGGCGUCGGCGUCGUUGUGGACGACGGCGACGAGGCCGCCGACGGUGGCUCCGCCUCUGCUCUCUCGCUGCAGCUCGCCUUCGACGACGACAGCUUCGUCAAGGGCGGGUGCGAGUGCGACGACGCCGGCGGCGGCGGUGCCUCGGCUGCAGACUACUACUACUACGGCAGCUGGGCUGGCGCCUACGGUGGCUCCGGCGCCACGUCCAGCGGCUCCAACUCGUCGGUGCUCAGCUUCGAGCAGGCCGGCAGCGGCGGCGGACAGCGUCAUCACCUGGUCUAUGGCGAAGACGGGUGCGCUCUCUGGAUGGACGACGCGGGCGCUGGCAUGGUCGUCGAGCAUCCGCCGGCACAGCAGCAGCAGCAGCACGGAUCCGGCUGCGACUUCGGACUCAUCGGCAGCUCGCCUGAUGAUGCCGGCUUACCAAUCCAGCUGGAGCCGGGGACUGUCCAGCUGCCGGCCAAGGCGCCGCCGCACAAGCGUGCUCGCCGGCAGGACGGUGAUCAGGUGCAAGCUGCUGCAGCGGCGAAGAAGCAGUGUGGUGGCGUGGGGGCCAGGAUGAAGAGCAAGCAGGCCAAGCUGGCUGCUCCUGCUCCUACCAAGGACCCUCAAAGCGUAGCUGCAAAGGUUCGAAGAGAGAAGAUCGCCGAGAAGCUCAAGGUCCUGCAAGAUCUCGUGCCCAAUGGCACCAAGGUGGACUUGGUCACCAUGCUUGAGAAGGCGAUCACCUAUGUCAAGUUUCUCCAGCUGCAAGUGAAGGUGUUGGCUGCCGAUGAGUUCUGGCCUGCACAAGGAGGCAAGGCACCAGACCUCUCCCAAGUGAAGGACGCCUUGGACGCCAUCCUGUCAUCGUCCCAGCAGUGCCCUAAAUAAUAAUCAGCUCAUGCACUGCAUGCUUGCUUCGUUUUAGUUUCUCUCUAGGAGCCGCGCCUAAGACGAUGGUGAAGAUGCUACUAACUAGGAAAUCUAUCCAUGCUUGGCUGCCCAAGAAACAGAUCAGCAAAUAACAAAAAGUAGUGAAGAGAGUGAUAUGAUGAUGGUUAAGUUACCUCAAGUUAAUUUUAGCGGCGAAUAAUUCAGCCGUUGCCAAUAUGUUCGCUCGCGACGAUCCCUUUUUUUUCAAGAUAAUCACACAUCUUGUUUUGUAUCGCAUCAGCUACGUUAUUAUCUCUGAAUAAAUUCUUCAACCACACUUGGUUAGCAAAACAAA